AUGUCGCCCUUCCGGUAUUCCAAAGUGAGCAGCGAAAGCUCCCAAGACAGUUCUCUUGAGAAUCAACGCAUACCUCCUCGGCGAAAUAGGUGCUGUUCAAUCUUUGAAAAGUUGGAAUUUCUCCGUUGGCCUGUCACAUUCUUCUUGUUAUUCACCAUAUUGUUAUGCGAACUGUCCAUGCUUCAAAAUCGACCAAAAGCAGUACUAGUAGGAACGGAUUUCAAUAGCAUUGUUCCUGUUUUUUCGACCGAGAAGAAGAUCUUUCGCAGCGACAAGAGAUUCAGAUCCGACCACAAGACAAUGGAAUCUGUCAACAAAACAAAAAAAGAAUGGACCAAUCUCCUCCCCCUCGGUGCCGGCUUCAUGGAAGUCUCGGAGUACACCUCGCACACGCUCCCCCCUCCAAUGCACUUCCCUGAAGCCCCCGGCAAAGAAGUCUUCUCCCUCGCCGUCUUCCACGAGCUGCACUGUUUAAUGCACAUCGCCGCCUCCAUGGAUGACCUCGUCAUGCAGAUCCGCAGAAAAGAUUUCGAGCUCGAUGAAAGUUUCCUGUUACACAACGACCAUUGCUUCGAUUAUAUACGGAAUGCUAUCAUGUGCUUUGGAGAUACGACGCUGGAGGGACAGACCAGGACGCCCGGACUCGAGCAUGUGCCGGGCACAGAUGGGACGGGGGCGAUUCAUGUUUGUCGGAAUUUUGAUGAGGUUUCGGCGUAUGCAGAGGAAAAGAGGUUGAAUGAGGGCAGGGAACAUUUAUGA
Molecule: messenger RNA, 759 nt
Organism: Bipolaris sorokiniana ND90Pr
Lineage: Eukaryota; Fungi; Ascomycota; Dothideomycetes; Pleosporales; Pleosporaceae
Exons: 3
Coding region: 1-759 (252 amino acids)
Biological process (GO): mycotoxin biosynthetic process
Source: RefSeq, a predicted model, not a curated record